AUGACUACUCCGCUAACCGGAGGCGAAAUAUCCAACAACCAGGAAAUGAAUUCUCCCCCUGUUGCCUCUCAUUCCAGGUCCUUUAAUGCUCCGUUGAACCCCAUAUCGGAGCUUCUUUGGAAGGAAGCAUUCGAAAGUCUCUCUCCAAGCGAUCAGGAAUCACUCCAACGAUCUAACGGUGGCGACAUCAUCAAAGAUAUUCUAGAUAGCAUGGCAGUACAGAAGAAGCUUUGUGAGCGUAAUUCGCACGAGUUCAAAUGGAAGGGACAGGUUUACCGCUCCAGCGAUAUCGCGGACAAAGUCAUUUCAUGGGUGCAAACAUUCAUCAAGGUGGGCGAUACAAUUGUCCAGUAUGAUCCGGUGCACGCGGCGCUCCCCUGGGCGGCAUUCCGAUUUAUCCUGCAGGUGGCAGUGAAUAGUCAAGAAUCCAUGGGAGCAUCUCUCUUGGGAAUUGAGCGUAUCGUCAAUAUUAUGAUACUUGAUUUCAUAGCAAGGACGAAGAAGAAAAUAUAUAAAGGAGGAGUAGGUCGAAUUGUAUCAGCUAUUUUUGAAUGUGGCGAUACAAAAGAAAAACUAGUCUUGCUUGAACAGAGCGCAUCGAGUAUCGACACCACAGCGUCAACGGUUGAUGCUCAAUCUCGGCGCAUUAGAGAUCGCGAGCUAAGAGAGGGUAUUCAUGAUGGGCGUAAUCGAUUUGGAGAAUUACAGGAGAUCUUGACCAAGCUGAAUGCUCCAUUGAGCGACAUUGCUCCAGGGGCAGGUAAAACCAGACUUGCGUCGGCAGUUGUGGAACGGCUUACAGAAAGACCUACGGGGGCCGCCCACAGCCAGCGGCCCAUACCAUACUUUUAUUGCAUUAGAACAGAGGAAGAUCGCCGUGAUCCGGCCAUCAUUUUGGCCAGCCUUCUGAAACAGCUGGGGACAUGUACCGAGAACCUUCCCGCGAUGCUGGUCUCAGCUUAUGAGUCUCGAGAAAGAAACGGCUCCCAAGAGCGAUUGGAUUGCGAUGAGUGUCAAGAGCUCAUAGUCAAGAUCAUUAAUAUUAGUCAGCCAACCACUCUCGUAAUUGACGCUCUGGAUGAAAUGGAGAUGGAAGGACGGCUGGAACUAUUGAAGGCAAUCAAGUUCAUCAUCUUUCGCUCCACCCCUGUCGUCAAGAUCUUUAUAUCGAGCCGGAUGAGCAACGAUAUAGAGUUGGCGUUAGAGGAUGUACCCAGGAUUAACAUUCGCGCUAGAGAUAACCAGAAAGACAUCAACAAGUUUAUAAGGCGUGAGAUAGAUAAGGCUAUUCUGGAAAAGCGAUUACUUGGUGGCUCAGUCCACCCUGAUUUAAGGGAUAAGAUUGAGAACGCUCUCUCAGAAAAGGUUGAUGGGAUGUUCCAAUGGGUCGCUCUACAGAUACCAUAUAUCUGUGAGUUUCAAAUUGCCGAGGACGUGGAAAAGAAUCUAUCGCGUCUCCCAGAUACGCUGCAACAGAGUUAUGAUCUGAUUUAUGAGAGGAUCGAGCGGCUACCGGGAUCUUCACCAAUACUAGUAAAAAGAGCGUUGAUGUGGAUCAUGUGCUCGCAGGUACCUCUGAAACUUGACACAUGGACAGAGGCCGUAAGAUGGUCUGCACAAGAGGAUGGAUGGAGUGGAUGGGAUUUUGAUCAUUUGUUCAAACUUUGUCAGAACCUUGUCGACAUCGACGGUGAAUUAGGGGUAGUGCGAUUUGCACAUUUAUCAGUUCGAGAGUUUCUAGUUGAGAAGAACCUGGAGGGAGAUGGGCAUCGCAUGAUGGCAGAAGGCUGUGCUGCAAUUUUAGCAUUGCCAUAUUCGGAGGGAGAUACCACCCCUUCCAAUAUAAUACGUCGAAUUGGAUAUGCCUACGAAUAUUGGGGUACGCAUAUGAUGAAAAGUCCCCGAAAGGACGUCGAUAGCUAUCCUCAUAGUGUUAAUAUGCUUGUGUUGCCCGAGCGUCGGCAACGAUGGAUGGAGGGUUCAUAUGGAUAUGAACCAUUUAGCACACUUUGGGAGGUCGCAAAUGAGGCGAUACCAUGGGAUUCGUUGCACGACUAUAUAGGAUCAAAGUGCCACUACCUAUUCAUCUUUGCGCUCCUUGGUAUCCAUGUUACCGACCAGUACUGGCCUCCUAACGCAGCAACGAUGAUCGAUGCCGACGAUGUUUCUCUUUUCGAAAGAGCUAUCGAAUACGACCAUCUUCAAAUGCUUACAAAGCUCUUGGAUAAUGGAGGAGAGAUUCCAGGCGACGUUUUAGAGCGGGUUCAGCAGAGAUCAUUACCAAAGUGCUCCCAAAGAGCUACUGAAUUAAUCGAAAAUUAUCUGGCGUCUCGCACUCCAGCACCAGAUUUCGUUGUCGAACCGCCGCCACGGUGGACAGUGCCCUUUCUGCAACCAAUCAUUCAGGUUUUCCGGUGGUUUACUGGUUAG
This is a messenger RNA of Morchella sextelata, 2430 nucleotides long. RefSeq lists its product as uncharacterized. The record is from RefSeq and is a predicted model, not a curated record. NCBI's taxonomy places the organism in Eukaryota, Fungi, Ascomycota, Pezizomycetes, Pezizales, Morchellaceae. Bases 1 to 2430 code for a protein of 809 amino acids. The transcript has 9 exons.